AUGCCGCCCUUUCCCUGGACAGCAUUGCAGACGCACGAUGGAUACGAAGUUUCGCGCCAGGGUGGGACGAUCAGACUGUGUCUGAAUCGCCCUGAGCAGGGAAACGCGCUGACGCUGUCCAUGAUGCAGGAUAUCACCCUGUUAUUCAAAGCCUUGUCGACGGACGCCUCGGUGCACCGCAUUAUCAUCACCGGUUGCGGCCGAUAUUUCUGCACCGGAAUGCAGCUCAAGGAGGAUCUCUUUGGCUCGGUCUCACAGCGAAGAACCGCGCUUCAAGACCUUUUCAGUGUCAUCGACACAUGUCCAAAGACAACGAUUGCAGUUAUCAACGGACCGGCCUUCGGCGGAGGCGUUGGACUAGCCACUGUAUGCGAUGUUCGCUUGGCUUUGUCGACUAGCUUCUUCUGCUUGAGCGAAGUCAAGCUAGGCCUGUGUCCCGCCAUUAUUUCCAGGUUUAUAGUGCGCGAGUGGGGCACUAGUCUUGCGAGAAUGGCCAUGAUGACGGGCCGGAGGGUGGAGUCACAAACCCUCUACGGCGCGGGAGUACUCCACGCACUCGCACCAGACAUCGACUCACUGGAGAAAAUCACGGAAGAAUUUCUGUCGGCAAUGAGGUUGGCUGCCCCUCAAGCUUCUGCAUUGUGUAAGAUGCUGGUUCGCGAGACUGCCUGGGAUGGCGACACGGAAACCACGGUUGGCGAGGUAUUUGCGGCCAUGUUGGCGGAAAACUCGGAAUCGUCGUAUGGAGUUGCGCAAUUUCGAAAGGGGACCAAAGCUAUUCUGUGGGAAGAUAGAGACGGAAACGGAUGUAUUUGA
Messenger RNA from Pseudomassariella vexata, 816 nucleotides. RefSeq names its product enoyl-CoA hydratase/isomerase family protein. Bases 1 to 816 code for a protein of 271 amino acids. The transcript is spliced from 2 exons. The record is from RefSeq and is a predicted model, not a curated record. NCBI's taxonomy places the organism in Eukaryota, Fungi, Ascomycota, Sordariomycetes, Amphisphaeriales, Pseudomassariaceae. Gene Ontology annotation, molecular function: catalytic activity.